AUGUACAAAGGGAUUGACAACCUGAAAUCCCUUUACGACCGUGCCGGGAAGACUUUCUCCGGCGGUCCUUCUGCGGCACAGUAUGUGCCGCGUCGUACUGCUCAACCAGACCCAGUACGUCAACCAUCAGUUGGGAGCGGGGCUCCCAAGAAUCCCAGGACGGGGGAUAGCCGCGCCACUGGACGAGAUAACUCGUCCGACGUCCGUACACGUCGCGGUGGUUCAACAGCCGCUCAAUCAGAUAGCGCUGGACACCGCGAGAGUCCUCUAAUGGAGGUGGAGGAGGAGGGAAAACGCUCUCCACACAAUCGUGGGGAUCCGUGUGUUCCGAGAGCUUCUUUGAUCGCGUAA
This is a messenger RNA of Peronospora matthiolae, 351 nucleotides long. NCBI's taxonomy places the organism in Eukaryota, Oomycota, Peronosporomycetes, Peronosporales, Peronosporaceae. The record is from the annotation of a GenBank genome assembly.